Molecule: messenger RNA, 1055 nt
Organism: Aphanomyces astaci
Lineage: Eukaryota; Oomycota; Saprolegniomycetes; Saprolegniales; Verrucalvaceae
Exons: 5
Coding region: 33-821 (262 amino acids)
Biological process (GO): protein retention in ER lumen
Cellular component (GO): membrane
Molecular function (GO): ER lumen protein retrieval receptor activity
Source: RefSeq, a predicted model, not a curated record
UUUGCAUUCGCCCUAGUCAGAUCGGCAACACCAUGAACAUGGUCAAGGGCAAGCCGGCAAUUUCGGGGGCCUUGGCUCGCCACAAAGGAAACAUCUCUGCCUGGACAGGUCUCUUCGCUUUCGUGCUGUUUAGCUACCACUUCUUCAGCGACGGCGAUUUUUCUUUCCUCAUGACGUUUGGAGCGUUUGUGCGUGCGUUUGGGUUUGGCAUCUUGAUCUUCAAGUCGCUGACGCAGAAAUCGGUGUCGGGAUUGUCGCUUAAGACGCUGCAGUUGUACGGGUUUGUGUUCUUGUUCCGGCUGUGCUCCAUCACGCGGUAUCAAGGAUACCUUCCAUACGACCGAAGCGGUGACUGGCUGUACACGUUUAUCGAGUUUGUGGGGCUGGGGCUGACCCUGGCCGUGAUUUUCCUCGUGACGGUGCAGUUUCGCGGGUCGUACGACUUCAAAUUCGACACAUUUGGGCACUUGCACGUGCCCAGCGAGUUUGGCAUCGUGUACAUUUUGGUGCCUUCCAUUCUUCUUGGCAUGCUGAUCCACCCCAAUCUAAACAUGAACUGGCUUGCCGACGUCUCGUGGACCAUUGCGUUGUACAUUGAAGCGAUUGCGAUUUUGCCGCAACUGUUUAUGUUUCAAAAGCGGGUAUGUAUUGUCACAUGUGUUGGUUCUUCCAUUGGAACAUGGGAAUGUGUGCACUUUGACGUUUUCGAAUCAGGGCGGUGGCGCGGUCGAGACGUGCAUCUCGCACUGGGUGUACGCGCUGGCCUUUGGCAGCUUUCUCCACCUCUGGUUUUGGCUCUUUUCGUACCACGAGCUUGGUGAGAAGAACGCUGGGCACCACGUCGGCUACACGGUGAUCUUUGUCCAGAUCGGACACAUGCUGAUGAUGGGCGACUUUUUGUACUAUUACUUCAAGAGCAUGAAGGACGGCGGCCCCAUGAUGCUGCCGACCCAUGGCGAUUUCCAAGCGUAAUCGUUGGACAGGAUGAUGGAAUAUAUUAGCGCAUGUAAUCGUUUCAACAACAAACAACAUACAUUGUGGUUUAUGUGUGACAA